GAGGCGGCGGCGGAGUCCUGCGUCGAUCCCCUUUUACUCCGUCUCCCACUGCAAUUCGUCUCCAUCUCGAAUCGAUCUCCCCACCCAACUCGGAUCAAUCGCGCCAAUCCACCACAUAAAUCCAUCCACGCAGACCCAGCCAAGACGAAUCAACGAUUGAUUUGCGAUCCAUCCUUGAACAAGGCAAUCGUUUUGGGAUCGAUUGACGGCAAGCCUGGGAGGGAGGAUCGAUGGCACCUCCCGAUUACGGCUACGGCUACCCCGAUAGCGAUAGCGACGGCGAGGACGAGGAAUCGGUCGAGGAGAUGGCUCCUCCCGCCUAUGGCUAUCCCGACGGCGGCGAGCUGCCACCGUUCGUCCUCAUCGACCCACGCGCCUACUUCGUCGACCGGGACAACGCCACCACUGCCGUCUGCGAGAUGGAAGGCCCCAGCCUCACGGGCCGCCUCAAGGUCACCUUCUGCGCCGUCGCCCCGCCCCUCGUCUCCUAUUUCUGCGUCCACACCUCCCACAUGGACCACACCGAGUUCCCCGUCACGCCCCACAUCCUCGCCACCGAGACCGACGGCGGCCUCGUCCUCCUAUGCCUCGCCACCGGCAACCAUCACACCGAUCACUGGUAUCCCCGAAAUCGCCAUUACUUCGUCUACGACGCCCUCUCCCGCAAACUUGACCAACUCCCCGGCUUCCAACACAAACUCAACGGGCCCUCGCUCGCCAUCAUGCGCAAACCCAACAAAUCCUCCAAAAACACCACCAACCACAACGACUUAACCCUCCGAUCCCACCACUUCGCCCUACACCCCCGUCCCCAUGGACAUGGAGAGGCGGAGAUGGAGGCGGAUCGCCACUUCGCCCUACGCCCCCAUGGACAUGGAGAGGCCGAGGCGGAUCGCCACUUCGCCCUACGCCCCCAUGGACAUGGAGAGGCCGAGGCGGAGGCAGAUCACUUCGUCGUUGUCGCACGAGCUUACUAUUUCUGGGGUGAAAAAUCUCCUAACCUCUGCAUCUAUGACUCUGCUACCAAGACCUGGAGCAACAAGCCGGUGGUCAUGGGUUCAUGUACAGGAACACACUUGACAAACAAGACACUCACCAUCGGAGGAAGCAAUGGCACCGUUGCUUGGGUGGAUCUCUGGCGCAACAUCGUCUUCUGCGACGUUUUCGCCAAACGCCCCAAGCUCAGCUGCCUGAAGCUGCCGACCACACCCGACACGAUGUGGCCACGUAUCGAGGCAAGGUCUGUUCGCGACAUUGCGGUCGUCGGCGACACCAUCAAGUACGUUGACAUGCAGCCUCAACCGGGCACCAGUGAUUGGAUGGUCACAACGUGGAGCAUCAAGAAGGCCCGUCGGUCCUGGCCCAAGGAAUGGCGCAUGGAAGGCAAGCUCGAUUCCACCCAUAUAAAGGUUGAUGCAGCUCGUGCCGCCGCUACCUUGCCAACAUUGUCGUCUCUUUGCGUUGGCAUGCCCACACUCAGCCUGCAGAAGCAGAACAAUGAUGCCAUUGUUUACUUCCUCGCCAAGAAUAGCUUCAGCCCAAUGGAACGCACAGCUUGGGUGCUUGCUGUCGACAUGGAGAACGAGACUGCCGAGCAAGUGGUGGAGUUCCCUGCUAAGAGGACUUAUUGUUUAGCCAAGGGCUACGACGCAAGCAGGAUCUCCGCAUAUCUCCAACCCGCUCCAGGUACACAGCAAACAUCUAAACGACCAGGGGUGCCGCUGCUGAAAUGCCCUAGCAAGAAGCAUAUUAAAGAUGUUGAAGAUCCUGAAGAAGACGACGCCAUGGUGAUUUCUUAUUCGUGAGGUUGCAUGGAAGCUGUAUGUCCUAAGAUUGGUAUCAAUGGUGGGGGUAGUAGAUCAUCAUGCCUCCUGGUCUGCCCCUUCUUUUGCCUGUCUUUUAUUUAUUUUAGGAUUAUGGCCCUCUAGACCCUGUCCAGGAGUUCCUUUCUUCAUUGUCUCACCGCCUACUAUACCCUACCGGCUUCAGGUUGCAUGGAAGCUGUUUUGCCAGAGAUUGGUGCUGGGUAUCAAUGGAUGGUCGAAAUAGGCUUUUGCCCCGCUUUAUAGAUCAAGCAACUCGGUAUCAAUGGAUGGAGGGGGAGUAGUGGAUUAUAUGUCUGCUGGUCUGCUCCUUCCUUUGCCUGUCUUUUAUUUAUCUUAGGGUUAUAAUUAUGGCUCUCUAGACCCUGUUCUGGAGUUCCUUUCUUCAUUGUCUUAUCGCUACUCUACCCUACCGGCUUGUUUAUCAUACGAGCUUGUAUUAUUAGAACUCUGUAUGAACUAUAUAUUA
Molecule: messenger RNA, 2292 nt
Organism: Hordeum vulgare subsp. vulgare (domesticated barley)
Lineage: Eukaryota; Viridiplantae; Streptophyta; Magnoliopsida; Poales; Poaceae
Exons: 2
Coding region: 231-1805 (524 amino acids)
Source: RefSeq, a predicted model, not a curated record